AGUGGUUGGCUAUAUGCGUCACGCUCACACGUCGCGAGUUAAAUUUUUGUGUGGACGUUGUGUGGCUGCUGUGGGAAAAGCUGAAGAAAAUAGCAUUUUUUGCAUAAUGCGCGGCGUGAAAAGCUAACAAAAGUUGUGGAAAAUCAAAAUUCAAUAGUCUGGCCACGGUUUGUGCGUAAGAGCGGGCGGCGCGAACGUGUUUGGUGCACAAAAAUCACGUCUCGAAAAUCCAAGAAUUCUACGUGCACACAUUUUUUGGGCUGCCAUAUAUAAAAAACGCAUACAAACGCAUUUUCUCGCUGUAUAGCGGAGGAGCAGCAGUUUUCACACACACCGACGCAGGAUCAGUCACUCUCACACGCGCAAGCAGACACACACACACAAUACACACAAACAAUACACUCACGAGAUAUGCGAGCAUAAAGAAGAAUUUUUUCUUAGUUGUAUUACAAGAGCAUUAGAUACAUAUAUACAUAAGUAUAUAAAUAUACAUAUAUACACACCCGCCUAAGUGUGUACAUAAAGAAAUACAUAUAUAUUAAACGAAAGCUGUGCCUACAUUUGUGUUCUUUUCCAAUACUAAAAUAACAACAAUAAUACUAAUAUAAAUACCAUAAAUGCAAAUAAGAGAGAGAUAACAAGAGAGAGACGAGAUUCCCACUUGUCUGUUGCUAAAUUCCAAUUUAUAAAGCAAACAAAAAUACGCCUAUGCCACGCCCACGCGCAACAACAAUAAUAAAUAAAUAAACAACAAAUGCAAAAAUCAACCAAACGAAUAAAACUUUAAACUACUUUAAAGUGUGAUAAGCAAAAAGGCUGAAAUCAAAACAAAACAAAAACUAAAUAAUUAGUAGAAAACCAAAAGCAUCAACAACAGCAACAAGAAAAAACAACAACCACAAAGAAAACAAACAAAUCAAACAAUCAAUUACAUUUUACACCAAAACACGAAGAAACAUCAAACAAACAACCUUUUUAUACAUUAAUUAUUUUUCUUAAAACAAAACCUUAAAACUUAGUGCAAAAACAUGUAUCCAGUCGGACAACAGUCACAGUGGACCCCCUCGCCCACUCGGCCUCAGAGUCCCUCUCAGGCGCAGACUAGCUUCGACACGCUCACAUCACCACCAACGCCCGGCUCGUCGGUAAAUCCCACCGCUGUCACCAGUCCAAGUGCUCAGAAUGUGGCAGCUGGAGGAGCCACUGUGGCCGGUGCUGCAGCAGCUGCCGCUCAGGUGGCCUCCGCCUUGGGCGCCACCACCACCGGCAGCGUGACGGCAGCCAUUGCCACCGCCACGCCAGCUGCUCAGCCGGAUAUGCCCGUCUUCACGUGCCCACGUCGUCCGAAUCUGGGUCGCGAGGGUCGACCGAUUGUGCUGCGCGCCAAUCACUUCCAGGUGACGAUGCCCCGCGGCUAUGUGCAUCAUUACGACAUCAACAUCCAGCCGGACAAAUGUCCGCGUAAAGUUAACCGUGAGAUUAUCGAGACCAUGGUGCAUGCCUACAGCAAGAUAUUCGGCGUGCUCAAGCCCGUGUUCGAUGGUCGCAACAAUCUGUACACCCGCGAUCCCCUGCCCAUUGGCAACGAACGGCUAGAGCUAGAAGUGACACUGCCCGGCGAGGGCAAGGAUCGCAUAUUCCGCGUGACGAUCAAGUGGCAGGCGCAGGUCUCGCUCUUCAAUCUGGAAGAGGCUCUCGAAGGCCGCACCCGGCAGAUACCGUACGAUGCCAUUUUGGCAUUGGACGUGGUCAUGCGUCAUCUGCCCAGCAUGACGUACACUCCGGUGGGACGGAGCUUCUUCAGCUCCCCAGAUGGUUACUACCAUCCCCUGGGCGGUGGACGUGAGGUGUGGUUCGGUUUCCAUCAGAGCGUGAGGCCCUCGCAGUGGAAGAUGAUGCUCAAUAUUGAUGUUUCGGCCACCGCUUUCUACAAGGCGCAACCCGUCAUUGAUUUUAUGUGCGAGGUGUUGGACAUACGCGAUAUCAACGAGCAACGCAAGCCGCUCACUGAUUCGCAGCGCGUCAAGUUCACCAAGGAGAUCAAGGGCCUCAAGAUCGAGAUUACGCACUGCGGCCAAAUGCGUCGCAAGUAUCGCGUGUGCAAUGUCACCCGUCGUCCCGCCCAGAUGCAAUCCUUCCCACUGCAGCUGGAGAACGGCCAGACCGUGGAGUGCACCGUCGCCAAGUAUUUCCUGGACAAGUACCGCAUGAAGCUGCGCUAUCCGCACUUGCCCUGCUUGCAGGUUGGCCAGGAGCACAAGCACACUUACCUGCCCCUGGAGGUGUGCAACAUUGUGGCUGGGCAGCGAUGCAUCAAGAAGCUGACCGAUAUGCAGACCUCGACCAUGAUCAAGGCCACCGCUCGCUCGGCUCCGGAUCGUGAGCGCGAAAUCAACAACCUGGUCAAGCGGGCCGACUUCAACAACGACUCCUAUGUGCAGGAGUUCGGCCUGACCAUCUCCAAUUCAAUGAUGGAAGUGCGCGGCCGGGUGUUGCCGCCACCCAAGCUUCAGUAUGGGGGACGUGUGUCCACCGGCAUCACCGGCCAGCAGUUGUUCCCGCCGCAGAACAAGGUGAGCCUGGCCUCGCCCAAUCAGGGUGUCUGGGAUAUGCGUGGCAAGCAGUUCUUCACCGGCGUAGAGAUCCGUAUUUGGGCUAUCGCCUGCUUCGCCCCACAGCGUACGGUGCGCGAGGAUGCGCUGCGCAACUUUACCCAGCAGCUGCAGAAGAUCUCAAACGAUGCCGGCAUGCCGAUCAUUGGACAGCCUUGCUUCUGCAAGUACGCCACCGGGCCGGAUCAGGUGGAGCCGAUGUUCCGUUACCUAAAGAUCACCUUCCCUGGACUGCAGCUCGUUGUGGUAGUGCUGCCCGGCAAGACGCCGGUGUAUGCUGAAGUGAAGCGCGUCGGAGACACCGUUCUUGGCAUGGCCACACAAUGCGUGCAGGCGAAGAACGUGAACAAGACAUCGCCGCAGACGCUGUCCAAUCUGUGUCUCAAGAUCAACGUCAAGUUGGGCGGUAUCAACUCGAUCCUGGUGCCCUCCAUCCGGCCCAAGGUCUUCAACGAGCCCGUCAUCUUCCUGGGCGCCGAUGUGACCCAUCCGCCAGCUGGCGACAAUAAGAAACCAUCGAUUGCUGCCGUCGUUGGCUCUAUGGAUGCACAUCCGUCGCGCUAUGCUGCCACCGUGCGGGUGCAGCAGCAUCGCCAGGAGAUCAUCCAGGAGCUGAGCAGCAUGGUGCGUGAGCUGCUGAUCAUGUUCUACAAAUCGACGGGCGGCUACAAGCCCCACCGCAUCAUCCUGUAUCGCGACGGCGUCUCCGAGGGUCAGUUCCCGCAUGUCCUGCAGCACGAACUGACGGCCAUUAGGGAGGCGUGCAUCAAGCUGGAGCCGGAGUACCGGCCGGGCAUUACGUUCAUCGUGGUGCAAAAGCGACAUCACACACGUCUCUUCUGCGCCGAGAAGAAGGAGCAGAGCGGCAAGUCGGGCAACAUACCCGCUGGCACCACCGUCGACGUGGGCAUCACACAUCCCACCGAAUUCGAUUUCUAUCUGUGCAGCCACCAGGGCAUCCAGGGCACCAGUCGCCCCUCGCAUUAUCACGUCCUCUGGGAUGACAAUCACUUCGACUCGGACGAGCUGCAGUGCCUGACGUACCAGCUCUGUCACACGUAUGUUCGCUGCACCCGUUCCGUCAGCAUACCGGCGCCAGCCUACUACGCCCAUCUGGUGGCCUUCCGGGCCAGAUACCAUUUGGUGGAGAAGGAGCACGACUCGGGCGAGGGAUCGCACCAGAGCGGCUGCUCCGAGGAUCGUACGCCUGGCGCCAUGGCCAGGGCCAUCACAGUGCAUGCGGACACCAAGAAGGUCAUGUACUUUGCCUAAAAAGUAUAUCGGACACCGAACACCAAGCAAGCAACCAAGCAACCACCCCACACCGAACACCAAAAAGCUAAAGAGAAUACAAAAUCAGUUUCGAAAUUCGAUUCGAAUAAGCCAACUCCUCCCCCAAUCCUCAGUCCUCCUCCGACCACAGCGAGCGAAUGAAAGCCAAGCAUAGAAUUGUAAAAAUAAGUUUAAAAGUUAUAUAUAUAUUUUAGGUUGAGCGAUAGCGCGAGGAUCUUGCAUGCAAUUAGUUAUUUAGUAAGCUGAAAGAUAGCCCACAAAGACACAAAAGCCAAGCCCACUCAUAUGCAUCCACACAAAGAGCAGCAAGUGAGAAAUGUUAGGUAUAUAGGGAAUCGAAUGUUAAGCACAAGUUUGCGCAACUGAAGAAUGAACUAAACGAAAGCAAAAGUAAAAUGUGAACAAAAAAUUCUCAAAAAACAAAAGAAGCGUAGCAAACCAAUAAUAAAAGCAAAUAGAAAUCAACUAAAAGGGAACAAAAGCGAACGUCGACAGCAACAACCAACCAACCAAUAAAAACACGAAAGGAAAGGGAAAGCAGAGAGAAGCAAAGCAAAGAGCGGCGGCAAACACAAAAAGAGAAGAGGAGAUAACUUUUUCUAAUAGGAUUAUUACGAUUAAAUUGUACAAUAUAUUUUUACACGAUACGAAAUUGAAGACAUAAAGGAGCUAAGAUGAGAUGAAUGAAUGCAUACAACCAAAGGUUUUUUAGUAUACAAAAAAUGAAUAAGUUGCUGAUUGACUCGAACCACAACACAAAGCACACACAACACACAACAUCAACUCGGAUUCUCUGGACUGUGAACGAAGACCACCACCAAAAUAAUUAACAAGAAACAAGAACCACUAGCAGCGGCAUUGAAACCAAGCAAGCGAGAGCAACUUAGCAUGUACUAAAAGAAUGGAAAAUACUUCAAUAACUAGGAGCGCAGAUUAAAAAACCGAGCAAAAAGAACAUUUAAUAGUUUGUAAGAGUUGGGAGAACGCCAGCGCAGAUCAGAUAAUAGAUGAUGAGUAACGAGAACUGCAAAUUCAACAAGGGACAGACAUCAUUUUUGGUCAAAACAAUAGGCUAUAUACUAUAAAUUAGAGCGGAUAAUAUAUAUAUAUAACCAAACUAAGUUAAAGUUUUUAACCGAUGCGACAUAAUGGGAAAUACUUAAAAAUUCGAAAGUGCAAAUAAAACACGGUAGAAGUGCAGAUAUUUUUAUGUUAGUCUUUAGUCGAGCCUCCACACACACAUAUAAACACAAUCUGAACCUCUUUUCCCCUCCCUGCAAGGCAUAUCACUCAAUGUCCUCUUAUUUAUGUACCUCCUAACGAUAUUUAGUUUGUACUUUAUAAAUAUUUUUUAAAAAAGCGCUAAACAAGCAGGCCUGCUUCUUCACUGUAAACUCUGUAUUAAUUAUUAACUUUAGAGCCAAGUGGUGUACGGGUAAUAUAAUAAUAAUCUAAACAGGCUAGAGAGCGAGAGCGACGAUGGCAACUACAUUUCAAUAUUUUACAAAGUAGUCUUUAGUUUUCUUUGCCAAUUCAAUCAAUCAACAAAACAAGCAACCAACAAAAGCAACCAUAAACAAAUAUCAUGAUGUAUGAGAGAAACGUAUGCUUAAUAAUUGUACUAUAUCGAGGACACAGACACAGUUCAAGUUAACAUUAUGAUGAGUUGUUAUAUUUAUUCGGUGCGGUGCAGCGGCGCACCGCAGCCUUAUUUAUACUUGUGUACAAUCCUUUACAGAUCCUUUUAAUUUUAGAUUUAGUUUGCGAGCAUGUAUGUUUUGGCCAUCAAUCGUACAUUUGUGACAGAGCAUUAUAAAAUACAUAAUAUUUAAAUCAA
This is a messenger RNA of Drosophila kikkawai, 5742 nucleotides long. RefSeq names its product protein argonaute-2 (gene AGO1). Gene Ontology annotation, biological process: regulatory ncRNA-mediated post-transcriptional gene silencing. Gene Ontology annotation, molecular function: single-stranded RNA binding; RNA endonuclease activity; protein binding. NCBI's taxonomy places the organism in Eukaryota, Metazoa, Arthropoda, Insecta, Diptera, Drosophilidae. The record is from RefSeq and is a predicted model, not a curated record.